UCCACACACACAUCAUUACUCAAUAAUUGACAUGUUUACAAGCUUUUUUAUUUUUUUUGGUUAAUACAUGUGUUAAAAACGUAUAAACCCCCCGGAGAUGGAAUAUUCCGACGACAUUAACGGUGACGUUGGUGUUUCCUCCGUCCACGCUUGUUUCAACACUUUGAACUCUUUGUCAGGUGUUGGAAUCUUGGCUGUUCCUUAUGCACUUGCCUCCGGUGGAUGGAGUAGCUUUCUAUUUUUCUUUCUGAUUGGAGCUACGACUUGGUACACUGGUUUACUCCUCCAACGUUGCCUUAAACUCGAGCCAACGACUCGUAGUUACCCUGAUAUAGCGUACAAAGCGUUUGGGAGGAAAGGUCGGUUAUUAGUCUCUAUCUUCAUAUACAUCGAACUGUACCUAGUCGCCACGGCAAUCUUGAUCUUAGAAGCUGACAAUAUGUCUCACAUGUUUCCACAUGCGGCAAUCCGAUUUCGUGGAUGUUUCAUACUCGACAAAAAGUACUUGUUUAUCGUUGUUGCUUCUUUAAUCGUUGUUCCAACAGUUUGGUUGGAAACACAUGUUUUUCUCUCGUAUAUAUCAGCCGGUGGGAUCCUUGUUUCUUGUAUACUAGUAAUGUCUAUUUUUUGGAUCGGCGAUAUUGAAGGUGUCGGAUUUAAGAACAAAGGUGUUUUGGUCAACUGGCCAGGGAUUCCCACUUCAGUUAGUUUGUAUCUUGUUUGCUACACAGCACAUCCGGUCUUCCCAACCAUCUACAAUUCUAUGAAGAACAAAAACCAUUUCCCUAAGAUUCUUUUCAUAAGCUUUGCGUUAUCAUCAAUGAUAUACGGUGUGAUGGGAAUAUUUGGAUAUUUAAUGUAUGGAGAAGAGGUGCAAUCACAAAUCACUUUAAACCUUCCAACACAUAAGGUCAGCGCGGUGAUAGCAAUCUCUACCACAAUCGUGAGCCCCCUAACCAAAUAUGCAUUAAUCAUUUCUCCCAUCAUGGAAGCAAUCAAUACCCGGUUGAUGAAAGCAAACUAUAAAAGGAGAAGCGUUCGUAUGUUGACCGGAACCGGGCUGGUUUUAGGAACAAUAUUGGUUGCACUUGUUGUGCCAUUGUUUGGGUAUGUAAUGUCACUUAUAGGCGCACUUUUGACUAGUUUUACUUCGAUAGUAUUUCCAUGUGCAAUUUAUCUAAAGAUCAGUAAGGGCUAUAGGAGAUGUAUGGAGUUUGAGAGUGUGGUUUUGGUGGUGAUUAUUGCGAUGGGUUUAGUUCUUAUGGUCACGGGGACUUACUCGGCGAUUGUUGGGAUCAUUGUUCACUUGUGAGUUGAUAAAAAUUGCAAAUGUUCAAUUUUUUGUUCCCUCAAGUUUCUAGACUCCAAUACUCCAUGAUUUUGCCUAUGA
This is a messenger RNA of Camelina sativa (false flax), 1390 nucleotides long. Its product is annotated as amino acid transporter AVT1J-like. Gene Ontology annotation, molecular function: L-amino acid transmembrane transporter activity. Gene Ontology annotation, cellular component: vacuolar membrane. Lineage: Eukaryota; Viridiplantae; Streptophyta; Magnoliopsida; Brassicales; Brassicaceae. The record is from RefSeq and is a predicted model, not a curated record. Gene Ontology annotation, biological process: amino acid transmembrane transport.